UGGUGACAUGAGUGGUGGGUGGAGUGCUACAGAGUGUGUCGUUUCAAAUGUUUGUUGACGAGUUUCGAGUUAGCGUGCGACGUGAAGUAACAACUAUAUGCUGCAAUGUGUGCAGACCUAAACAAAGUAGAAAUAUUGACCUAUGCGGUGGUGUGGCUGUCAGGUAUUUUGACGGCGGUUUAUAGUGUGUUACUAAAAAGAGAAUUCAUCAGGAAGAAGUCAGCAGACAUAUACUUUGAGCCAGGGUGGAGUAUUGUCAGUACCGAGAAGGAUGUAACAGAUUUUGAGUGGGAAAUCUGGUUGUCAUUCAUGGCACUUGUUUCUCCGUGGAUUGUUGCACAUCUCAUUGGCUCAUGGCUUAUAAGAUUAGCUCAAAACCAGCUCAUCCCACUGUGGCACCUGACAGUAGCCAUUGCCUUUUUAUUGUGGUACCUUGGUUCAACAGCAACAGUGUUCCUUCUCCUGCAGCCUUGUGUGUUUUACUUACUGUCAACAAUGAGAAGCAAGUCUGUUCUGUGGGCUUUCAGCAUUGGUAUGUUAGCUUGGAUUCACAGAGAGGAUGCACUGGCAUGGUUACAACUUUCGUUCAGUGCUGAAUACCUGCUUCAUGCUGCAUUAGGUUGGACACACAUGCGUUGCCUCAGUUUUACACUUGACAAAGUGAAUGAAGUAAACUACACAGCUGAUCUGAGAAACUGUAUUAAUCUCUUAGGCUAUUGCUUCUACUUACCUACCCUGUUUAUGGGACCACUUAUUUUGUAUGAAGUGUUCCAUGAAGGGGUGAUGAGUACAGUAACACUGACAGGAACACACGUUAUGAAGCUGUCUUUAAAAAUCUUGCGCUUUAUUUUCUGGCUGUUAGUUACGGAUUUUUCUUUGCAUUUCCUAUAUUUUAAUGCUCUGCAGCAACAACCACAGAUUGUCAGAAAUAUCGACUGGUGGUCUCUUUGUGGCCUGGGUUACUGCAUGGGACAGUUCUUCAUGAACAAAUAUGUGGUUGUUUAUGGUUUGGCCGGCAGCAUAGCAGAAGCAGAGCACAUUUUGGCACCAAGACCUCCAAAAUGUAUUGCUAGAGUACAUCUUUACUCUGAAAUGUGGCGAUAUUUUGAUCAUGGACUCUACCUUUUCCUGGUCAAGUACAUAUACAUUCCUUGCCGUGGAAACGAUUCGAGCUUGAUUAAGAAAUUGGGUGCAUCAUUUGUAUGCUUUAUUUUCAUAUAUUUGUGGCACAACACAUAUGACUAUGUUCUGAUUUGGUCUGUUCUCAAUUUCAUUGGACUAACAGUGGAAGGAAUAUGCAGAAGUGUUGCUCGCUCACCAACAUAUCAAAAGCUUGAGGAAAUGUUGCUGUCUCCAAGGAAUUCUAGACGUUUCAAAGCUGCCCUUGGAAGUCCUCUCUUCAUUAUGUCAGCUUUGUCCAGCUUUUAUUUUCUUGGUAGAAUGGAAAUUGGAAACAUAUUUGUCAGUCGAAUCUUUACAGGAUGGGGUCUAGCCAACGUAACAUUGUUGCUGUUUUGCUAUUGUGGUUGUCAAGUGUCUCUGGAGUUGAUGAAAUGGGACAGAAGAAGAAAAGCAACAGAUCAGCACAUUUGAGAUGUAUUUCAAAAGCCUAAGACAUGUAAACUUGAGUUUUGUAAAUAAAAGAAUAUCUUAAAAUUGGA
This is a messenger RNA of Schistocerca americana (American grasshopper), 1661 nucleotides long. RefSeq names its product protein-cysteine N-palmitoyltransferase Rasp (gene rasp). Gene Ontology annotation, cellular component: endoplasmic reticulum. NCBI's taxonomy places the organism in Eukaryota, Metazoa, Arthropoda, Insecta, Orthoptera, Acrididae. Gene Ontology annotation, molecular function: palmitoyltransferase activity. The transcript has 9 exons. Bases 106 to 1593 code for a protein of 495 amino acids. Gene Ontology annotation, biological process: protein palmitoylation. The record is from RefSeq and is a predicted model, not a curated record.